AUGUCAACUCAAGAAACAAUUAAACAAGAAAAAAUCAAAGAGUCUGCAAGACUUUCUGGUCUCUUAGCAAUGUUCUCAAUUUAUAUUGAUGUGCUUAAUGAUAAUAACGGUUGUCAUUCUUCUGGUUUUUUAUCUGAUGCUUUGGAACUUCAUAUUAAAGAUUUGGAAAAGGACAGUUUCAAAUAUUACAAAUCUGAAUUUGAAGCUAGCAAGAUCGAAAUUGAAAAAGUUUUGUAUCAGUCACAAAAUGCUGAAUAUAAAGAAUUGAAACAAGAACACCAAAGAUAUACUUAUUUUUCAAAAAUUUACAAUGAUUUAGCUAACAAAAUCAUUCGUCCAACUCAAAAAGUUUUAUUUAUAUAUGUUGGUUAG
This is a messenger RNA of Cetraspora pellucida, 372 nucleotides long. The record is from the annotation of a GenBank genome assembly. NCBI's taxonomy places the organism in Eukaryota, Fungi, Glomeromycota, Glomeromycetes, Diversisporales, Gigasporaceae.